AGCGCUGUUCUUCGAAAGGCGUGCAUGGGUUAUAAUUUUAAAUACGCCCCCCCAGCUCUGGCGCUGCCAGGACAAGAUUUUUAUUAAACAGAACUACGAGGGUUUUGUCUCCUUUGGACUGGGAUCAGCUUCUCAGCUGCCAUGGAUGCUCGUCACUGUCUUUUUGGUUUUAGCUUUCUUGCUCUGUUCUUGGCGAAGUGAGCUCAACGGGACGACUGACAAGCCCGGGCUACUCUUUGUUUAAGGUACACCGUUUACUUGAUACCUUUUCCGAUUUUUUCUUUUUUCAAGUUUAAACUUUACCCAAUUUGAGCAUCCACCGGAUCACUUAGACUGUUUCAUUUCUUGAUCGAGAAUCCUCCGCUGCAUAAUCUGUACCUCUUCCUUCGCGUGUCCUGAGCUGGUGAUUGUUGAUUAGAGGUGUAAAUUUGUUGGAAAGGGCUAAACUUUUUGUCUGACUCGAGUACUAGAGUCAGUCCACGAGCUCAGUCUAUCAUGCAUGUUGUGUUGGCCUGUUGCUGUCUGUGUGAACGCGUUUCAGUGGGAGUAGAUCUGCACUUGAGCUCUCUCUUUUUGUUUGUUUGUGUACUCUGGUGUUGGCCAGAGAGUUUCAGCUUGAACUGAAGCCUUGUAAGCGGUAAAGUUUUGAACUUUUGGGACGUGUCCUGUGCCAUGUAUGGAUUCUAAAGGGGAACCUCUUAAAGGCGGCGAAGUCGCCACGUCGGAGAAAAGGAAUGUCAAUGGAAAUGAAGUAAUUGUGACCAUCUCGACUGAAGGGGAUGCCGAAGCUAUGACUGAGGGCAAGAACCUAAGAGGUUCGUCUCCUAAGGAAUUGGAAACUGCCGCCACGAAACAAACACUGGUGGAUUCGCCCCUCCAGGCAUCGACUGAAUCGAGCACCACCGGAGUCGCAAAAUUAGCGCCGGUGAGCUGCCCCUCUCCCGAAAUCGCGAGCUCCAGGCCUAGCCAGAAUAAGCCACCUAAAGCUCCCAAUACUAGCGGAGCUCUUGCUAGGAAAAGGACUCUCAACAGGUCGGUGUACUCGAAACCGAAGUCGAGGUUUGGGGAGCAACAAUAUCCGAUUGAUCCCAGUAUUUUUGAAGAAGAGCACAAUGCAUCGUUGCAAGAACAGGUCGGUGGGCAUCCUCCUUUCGGAGGCUCAUUUGGUCGGGCAUCACCUAAUAACAGAUCGAUGUGUUCAGCCAGGAAUGUUCCCAUGACUCCGAAGACACCGUUCAUGGCAUCUCCGGGAUUGGCUGGAGGAGGAGGUGGAGAGGAGGAUGACGAAGAGAUCUACAAAAAAGUCACUCUUGAAUUGAGCAAAGCAAGGAAUAAGAGGAUAAAGACCAAGGCUUUGGUUGAAUGGACCUUUUUUUUCCUCAUUCUCGGGUGCUUGGUUGCUAGUUUAACAGUUGAUCAAUUGGAAGCAUCUAAGCUAUGGGGUUUAGAGAUGUGGAAGUGGUGUGUGCUUGUAAUGGUGCUAUUCUCUGGCAUGUUGGUUACCAAUUGGGUGAUGCAUUUCAUUGUUUUCUUGAUAGAGAGGAACUUUUUACUUCGGAAAAAGGUACUCUAUUUUGUUCAUGGUUUGAAGAAGAGCGUGCAAGUUUUCACUUGGUUGGCCUUCGUUCUUCUGACAUGGGUACUGUUAAUCAUUAGAGGUGUUGAGAGGUCGAAGAUUGCCACUAAGGUUUUGGAUUACAUAACCUGGACUCUUGUCUCGAUUCUUAUUGGUUGUUUCCUGUGGUUCUUAAAAACUUUACUGCUGAAGAUGUUGGCAUCGAGUUUCCACGUCGCUGCAUUCUUUGAUCGAAUUCAAGAAUCGAUCUUCCAUCACUACGUUUUGCAAACAUUAUCUGGGCCGCCUCUUAUAGAGGAGGCUGAGAGGGUGGGGAGAGAACCUAGUGCCGGCCAGUUCAGUUUCAGAACUCUGAGGAAAGUUAAAAUGGGAAAGGAGAAGAAGGUAAUUGACAUGGUGAAGAUUCAUAAGAUGAAGCAAGAAAAGGUUUCGGCUUGGACGAUGAAGAUGUUGGUUGACGCAGUGACAAAUUCGGGCCUAUCUACCCUAUCGAAUUCCCUGGAUGAAAGCGCCGAUGAUGGAGGAGUUGAGCAAGUGGAUAAGGAGAUAACGAACGAGAUGGAAGCGAUGGCUGCUGCAUAUCACAUUUUCAGAAACGUCGCUCAGCCGAGUUGCAAGUGCAGGUACUUCGACGAAGACGAUCUUCAAAGAUUCAUGAUCAAGGAAGAGGUGGAUCUUUUCUUCACACUGCUUGAAGGAUCAGAAACUGGACGAAUCGACAUGAAAUCUUUGGCAAACUGGGUGGUGAAGGUUUAUCAAGGCCGUAAAGCACUGAUACAUGCUUUAACCGACACGAAAACAGCAGUAAGGCAAUUGAACAAGCUUGUGACGGGAAUAUUGAUCGUUAUUACCACCAUCAUAUGGCUUCUUUUGGUGGAAAUUGCUACGACCAAAGUACUAGUCCUGCUUUCAUCACAGCUUGUUUUGGCAGCUUUCAUGUUCGGCAACACAUGCAAGGCAAUAUUUGAGGCUAUCAUCUUUGUAUUCGUCAUGCAUCCAUUUGAUGUCGGCGAUCGUUGUGUUAUUGAUGGUGUUCAGUUAAUGGUGGAGGAGAUGAAUAUCUUGAACACUGUAUUCUUGAAGCUCGAUAACGAAAAAAUCUACUAUCCAAAUUCGGUUUUGGCUACGAAACCUAUAAGCAAUUACCACAGAAGCCCUGACAUGGGUGACAAAGUGGAGUUCUCGAUUGAUUAUAUGACUCCAUUGGAAAGAAUUGGAGCAAUGAAAGAGAAAAUAAAGAAGUACUUGGAGAAAAAUCCGCAACAUUGGCAUCCGAACCACAACAUAGUUGUGAGGGAGAUCGAGAACGUGAACAGCAUUAAGAUUGGGCUCUACGUCAAUCACACGAUGAACUUUCAAGAGUACGCAGAGAAGAACAGGCGGAGGACUGAACUGAUCAUCGAGUUAAAAGGAAUUUUUGACGAGUUGAAUAUUAGAUAUAAUCUCCUUCCUCAAGAGGUCCAUCUAUGCCAGAUUGAGGAUAAGAAACAGGCGUGAAGGGCAGGCGAUGAUUGCAUUUGGCUGUUGAAAUCUCGGACUAUCCAGCAAAGGCCUAUGGAAGACGAUCGCAUCGCCUUAGGCAUGUGAGGCAUGUCAAGACAAUUGAAAGACCAACUGAUGCACGAUAACUGGGAAUCGCGAUCAUAUAUAU
This is a messenger RNA of Rhodamnia argentea, 3227 nucleotides long. Its product is annotated as mechanosensitive ion channel protein 10. Gene Ontology annotation, molecular function: mechanosensitive monoatomic ion channel activity. Gene Ontology annotation, cellular component: plasma membrane. NCBI's taxonomy places the organism in Eukaryota, Viridiplantae, Streptophyta, Magnoliopsida, Myrtales, Myrtaceae. The transcript has 6 exons. Bases 677 to 3073 code for a protein of 798 amino acids. The record is from RefSeq and is a predicted model, not a curated record. Gene Ontology annotation, biological process: monoatomic anion transport; detection of mechanical stimulus; transmembrane transport.